Tripterygium wilfordii is the source of this 642-nucleotide messenger RNA. Its product is annotated as mitochondrial pyruvate carrier 4-like. NCBI's taxonomy places the organism in Eukaryota, Viridiplantae, Streptophyta, Magnoliopsida, Celastrales, Celastraceae. The transcript has 5 exons. The record is from RefSeq and is a predicted model, not a curated record. The coding region runs from base 45 to 428 and encodes 127 amino acids. Gene Ontology annotation, cellular component: mitochondrial inner membrane. Gene Ontology annotation, biological process: pyruvate import into mitochondria.
GGUUGAAUGUCAACUACUCUCUCUGUUCUUUGUUCCUGAUUUAAAUGCUUACAGACAGAGUGAAAAAUCCUGAAUUCAAGCCAAAGAUCCCAUUAAUUCCCAUGGCUGCUCCAAAGCUCCAAGCCCUUUGGAACCAUCCUGCUGGCCCUAAAACCAUUUUCUUCUGGGCACCAACUUUUAAAUGGGGUAUCACCAUAGCUAAUGUUGCUGACUUCUCUAAACCAUCUCAAGAGAUUUCCUAUCCUCAACAAUUCGCUAUUGCUUGUACCGGACUCAUUUUUUCGCGCUACAGCACGGUGAUUAAUCCGAAAAAUUUGAAUCUGUUUGGUAAUAGCAUUGCAAUGUCUUCAACUGCUGUUUAUCAGAUAACGCGCAAAAUCAAGGAUGAUUGUUUCUCUGAAGAAGAAGUUGCUGUAAUCAAUCAGUGAACACAGAAGUUGCUGUAAUCCACUGUGUGUAUGUGUGUUUUUCUACUUGUUUUUGAUGCUUUUUUUGUCAAAAAAUUGAGAAUAAAAUUCUUACCUCUGAAGAAUAUGAAUGAGUGAACACAGAAAUUGCUGUAAUCUACUGUCUAUGACUCUGAGUGUUUUUCUAGUUGUUUUUGAUGCUUUUUUUGUAAAAAAAAUUGAGACUUCUGAAGAA